Melopsittacus undulatus (budgerigar) is the source of this 3639-nucleotide messenger RNA. It is a transcript of the gene PPP1R21, whose product is annotated as protein phosphatase 1 regulatory subunit 21. Gene Ontology annotation, cellular component: early endosome; membrane. The record is from RefSeq and is a predicted model, not a curated record. The transcript is spliced from 22 exons. NCBI's taxonomy places the organism in Eukaryota, Metazoa, Chordata, Aves, Psittaciformes, Psittaculidae. Bases 101 to 2440 code for a protein of 779 amino acids.
CGCUCCCGCCACCUGAACCCGGAAGUACGUCUUCCCUCCGCGGGCGUGAGGGGUUGGCGGCUGUGGUGGCACCGGGCUGAGCCGAGCCGGCGGCGGGGACAUGGCGGCGGCCGCGGAGCUGCAGGGGAAGUACCAGAAGCUGGCUCAGGAGUACUCCAAGCUUCGAGCUCAGAACCAAGUACUGAAAAAAGGGGUUGUAGAUGAGCAAGCAAAUUCUGCCUCUCUGAAGGAACAACUGAAGAUGAAGGAUCAGUCACUGAGAAAACUGCAACAAGAAAUGGACAGCUUGAUCUUUCGAAAUCAGCAACUUGCUAAGCGGGUGGAGUUACUUCAAGAUGAACUUGCACUGAGUGAAGCUAGGGGCAAGAAGAGCAAGAAAAGUGCAGAAUCCUCAUCUCAGUUGAGUCAAGAGCAGAAAAGUGUCUUCAAUGAAGAUCUUCAGAAGAAGAUAGAAGAAAAUGAACGACUACAUAUACUUUUCUUUGAAGCAGAUGAGCAGCAUAAACGUUUAGAAGCAGAGCUGAGAACUAGACUUGAAGUUUUGGAAACUGAUGCUGCCCAGCAUCAAACUGUGGUGGACAGUUUAACGAAGAAAUACACGGAUACUAUAGAAAAGCUGCAGAAUGAUAAAACCAAAUUAGAAAUCAAGUCUCAGACACUAGAAAGAGAAGCUAAGGACUGUAGGCUUCGAACCGAAGAAUGCCAGCAACAGUUAAAGAAUCUUCAAGCAGCUUUGGGCAGUAGACUGGAAGAAUCUCUAUGCAUAAUCAAUGAAAAAGUCCCUUUUAAUGACACAAGAUCUAGCCGAUACAAUGCUCUGAAUGUACCAUUACACAACAGAAGAUACCAGCUUAAGUUGCGAGACCUUGCUGGCCAGGCACUAGCUUUUGUUCAAGAACUUGUAACAGCUCUUCUGAACUUCCAUACGUACACUGAACAGAAGGUCCAGAUCUUUCCCAUUGAUUCUGCAACAGACACUAUAUCACCGUUAAAUCAGAAGUUCUCACAGUAUCUUCAUGAAAAUGCUUCCUAUGUUCGCCCUCUGGAGGAAGGAAUGCAUCACUUGUUUGAGAGCAUUACAGAAGAUACCGUGACAGUGCUGGAAACAGCUGUGAAAUUGAAGGGCUUCUCAGAACACUUAGCUUCCUACCUAGGCUUCUUAAGAAAGAUUCUUCCUUAUCAAUUGAAAAGUUUGGAAGAAGAGUGUGAGUCUUCUCUUUGCACAGCUGCUUUAAGAGCCAGAAAUAUGGAGCUACACAGAGACAUGAAAAGGUUGACUGCAGUCUUUGAGAAGCUACAUACAUACAUUAGUCUUCUUGUGUUACCAAGUACAAAACCAGAAGGACUUCUUAGGACAAAUUACAACUUGGUGUUUACAAACAUUGCUGCAAGUCUUCAUGGAUUUCAUGACAUUUUAAAAGAUAUUUCCAAGCACUACAGUCAGAAAGCUACUUUAGAACAGGAUGUUCCAACUGCCACGCAGAAACUCAUAACUACAAAUGACUGUAUUUUAUCCUCUGUUGCUGCUUUAACAAAUGGAGCAGGCAAGAUUGCCUCAUUCUUCAGCAACAACUUGGAUCACUUCACUGCUUCACUAAGCUAUGGACCUAAAGGAGGAACAGAGUUCAUCAGCCCUCUUUCAGCUGAGUGUAUGCUGCAGUACAAGAAAAAGGCAGUUGCUUACAUGAAGUCUUUGAAGAAGCCUUGUGCAGCUUCAGUGCCUUAUGAAGAGGCUUUAGCCAAUCGCAGAGUUCUUCUGAGUUCUACAGAAAGCAGAGAAGGUCUAGCACAACAGGUCCAGCAGAGCUUGGAGAAAAUUGCAAGACUUGAACAAGAAAAAGAGCACUGGAUGUUAGAGGCCCAGCUAGCUAAAAUAAAGCUAGAGAAAGAAAACCAAAAACUGAAGAACUCUCUUAGUGGACAUUUAACUGAAACUAUACAAGAGCAUUCUGUUUUGCCAAAUGUAGCUGAACAAAAGAAGGAAACCACAGAAAAGAGUCUGAGGGAACCUAUUAGGAGUACUAGUCUGAUUGGAAUGUUGACUAUAACUACUGAUAAUGAAAAGACUCCAGAUAUUGAGUCUCGUGAAGAUCUGAUAAAAAACCACUAUAUGGCAAGGAUAGCAGAACUUACAUCUCAUCUGCAGCUUGCUGACAGCAAAUCGGUACACUUUCAUGCUGAGUGUCGAGCACUUGCCAAAAGGUUGUCUUUAGCAGAGAAGUCCAAGGAAUCGCUCACGGAAGAGUUGAAGCUAGCUAGUCAAAACAUCAGUAGGUUACAGGAUGAAUUGAUGACAACAAAGAGAAGCUAUGAGGAUCAGUUAAGUAUGAUGAGUGACCAUCUCUGCAGUAUGAAUGAAACCUUAACUAAACAAAGGGAAGAGAUUGAUACGCUAAAGAUGACUAGUAAGGGAAAUUCUAAAAAGAACAAAAAUCGAUAGCUUGCAGCCAGUCAACUAUCUUCCGAAGCUGCUGCACAGGUUGCAGAUAGUGAAUGCUCAUUGUCCAAUUCCUGUUCCAGGAAGCCGAGCGUCAUAUUGGGUCUAGUAAAAACUGAUUUGGUGCUGUAAAUGGCUUUAAAAUAUUUAGAACUUGUAACAAAUCAGACAGAACUUAAUGUUGGCUCUAAACCCGGAAAUAGACACUCUGUGGAUAAUUUAUAUGGUAAUUACCUUCAGUUUUUACUGUGCACUUUUUAAAACCAGGUUUUAAUUUCAUGUAAUAACUUCAGAUUUUGUAUAUUUUCAACUAUGAUUAUGCAUUAACAAAUUUGGAUCAGUGCAGCAGUUGUCUAUUUUUGAGUUAUAUGUUAAAUUGUCAACGUGUACAUUCCUUGUUAAUUACAGUUUAAAAAUGAGUUUGGAGACUUUUGGCCAUGCAAGCUGUGCAGUUACUGUAAAUGUAUUACUCCUGUUCUCAGCCCUUUUGAAUUAAUUGGAAUUGUGGCUUUAAAUGAUUUCUGUCAACUCACACAAAUAAAUGGGAUCACUGUUUCAUUUUAGACUCCCAUAGUGGAAACUUUUGCUGCUUGUAUUUGGCACUUUGGAUUUUGAAGUAAAGAGCACAAAUAACUGAAUUGGGAUACUUCUAUGAAAUCGCUUGAAGCCCUUAUUUUAGGCAUUUUGUUUACAUGUGUCUGUAUAUAUAUAUUGGUUGAACUAGCUGUUUAGAGGAAAUUGUGAUUGUAAUUUGCCCCAAAAGAGUGGAACAAUGCGUGUGUAGAAUAGAUCAGCUUACUGUGCUCACUCUUACAGUAAAGAAGAAUAUGAAAUAUGUAGAAGAUUUAAACACUGAAUUUGCAAAAAGCCUUCAUGGAAUUAAGUCCUCAUGGAUUCACUGGGGGGAUGCACAUGGCUUUUCCUGUGUUUUGAGAAGUUUGUGAACUCGCUCCUAAGAUUAUUAUUUCCUUUUUUUAAGUGAAUUCUAAUACCACCGGUUUUCACAGCACUGAUUUUUUUUAUAGAUAUAAUUAUUAUUAUUUUAUUAUUUUAAUCAGAUGCUGUGCUGUUCCACACUUUACACUGAUCUUCUCUUCUGUAAUUUGCAUUACGGCACUUACUUGUCCCAUAAGGGUUUACUCUGAUAUCAGUUGUGUCAAUAUGUAUUAUUAGUAUGUAAUAAUAAAAUCAGCUACAUGAAA